Messenger RNA from Lachancea meyersii CBS 8951, 417 nucleotides. NCBI's taxonomy places the organism in Eukaryota, Fungi, Ascomycota, Saccharomycetes, Saccharomycetales, Saccharomycetaceae. The record is from the annotation of a GenBank genome assembly.
AUGAUUUAUCUGAAGUCCAUCUUGAGAGUUAUCGACAACUCUGGAGCCCAAAUGGCAGAAUGCAUCAAGGUAUUAAGAAAAGGCUCUCCCAAAUCGCCUGCGAAAAUUGGUGACAAGAUAGUUUGUGUGGUUCAGAAGGCUAGACCUUUGACUCAAAACAUCACGGGUACUUCGAGCAACAACCGUGUAAAAAAAGGUGACAUCGUACAUGCAGUCGUUGUGCGUACCAAACAAAAAAAUAUGGUGCGUGCCGAUGGUUCAAUGGUCAGUUUUGGGGAUAAUGCUUGUGUUUUGAUCAAUAAGAAUAGUGGUGAGCCACUGGGCUCGAGAAUAAUGGCUAAUGAUGGUUGCGUUAGCAGAGAACUGAGGGACAAAGGCUUCAACAAAAUCUGCUCCCUUGCAAGCAGGGUUAUUUAG